Molecule: messenger RNA, 1887 nt
Organism: Syngnathus acus (greater pipefish)
Lineage: Eukaryota; Metazoa; Chordata; Actinopteri; Syngnathiformes; Syngnathidae
Gene: dmrt2a
Product: doublesex and mab-3 related transcription factor 2a
Exons: 4
Coding region: 129-1541 (470 amino acids)
Biological process (GO): sex differentiation; regulation of transcription by RNA polymerase II
Cellular component (GO): nucleus
Molecular function (GO): DNA-binding transcription factor activity, RNA polymerase II-specific; RNA polymerase II cis-regulatory region sequence-specific DNA binding
Source: RefSeq, a predicted model, not a curated record
GCUCAGUCGGCUUACACACGCAGACACACGCAGUCAAUUAACAGACAAUUAAGUGAUCGCUGCUCUCCAGCAGGCUGGAAAACAACUGGAGUGAAAGGACCGUCCACUCGUGGAGGGCGCUCGCAAACAUGACCGAGGGUUGCGAGUUCGAGAUCGACGUAGAGAGCGUGGAGGCGGAGGCCGACGAGGCGAGCGAGCGAGUGGACGAGGACAACCAGCACGACGGCAGGGACGCUCUCGCCGCCAAGCCGGGCCCCGGAGGCCUGAGCCUGGGCGAGCAGCGCAAGUUGAGCCGCACGCCCAAGUGCGCUCGCUGUCGCAACCACGGCGUGGUGUCGUGCCUCAAGGGCCACAAACGCUUUUGCCGCUGGAGGGACUGCCAGUGCGCCAACUGCCUGCUGGUGGUGGAGAGGCAGCGGGUGAUGGCCGCGCAGGUGGCGCUCCGGAGGCAGCAAGCCACCGAGGACAAAAAAGGCCUGUCUGGGAAACAAAUUCCAGCGGAGAGGAGGCCCAUCUAUCAGCGACAUGUUCGUCCAUCAACUCUGCUGGCCAAAAGCAUCCUCGAAGGUUUCCGCCCGGUGCCGUCCGAUUCCUUCCUGGCCGCCAACCCGAGCCUGCCUCCGCCACUGAGUGACCGCAUGCGCAAGAGGCGGGCCUUCGCCGACAAGGAGCUGGAGAGCAUCAUGCUGGAGCGCGAGUACAAGGAGCGCGAACUUCUGGAGAACGGCCAGGCCUCCCCGCUCCUCUUCGCCAGCAACGUGGCGCACCAUGCCGUCGACUACAGCGCCUACAAGUCGGCGUACUCGCCCGAGGUGUCCCCCAAGGACAUGUGCCUGGGCCCGGCCUGUUUGGACGCGCCCGUGCCGUACGGCGCGGCCGCUAACAACGUGGAGCUGGUCUCGUCCAACGUGAGCGUGGCCGCCACGUACCGGCACUACCCAAGAGGGGGCUUUGUGGUGUGGCCCCGUGCUGCCGCUAACCUGGGGGACGCCCUGUUCUACCGCCAGUGCCUCUUCAACGCAACGGCGGUGCAGAAUAUGAAGCCCGGCGGUGCGCCGUGGGAGCCCAAGACCGCGCCCCCCGAGAGCCAGCCAGCGGAGCGGGACGUGGCCGACGCCGAGGCCUCGCGAGCCACCUUGUUGCAGGAUCCCCCAAAAUCUACCAUGAGAGAGAACUCUGCUUUCUACUCGCCAAAGAGGAACUUUGGACAAGCCUUCCCAGCUAAGGACGCAGCCAAGUUCUCACUGAAAGUCAACUCCACCUUUCACUCGCUCAUCCAACACUCGCUGGGUGACAAGGGCGGCGGCGGGGCGGCGCCCGAACUCCGGGGUGCACCGUACUGUAAGGAGUUCCUGCAGGAGGCGGCGCGCAAGCUCCGGGAAAGUUCCGGCAAGGACGCGCAGGCCGGCAAAAUGGCCGACAGGUGCGCCAAAGACUUUCUGUCCAAGCCGGGAGGGACCAAGAUGGCUGCCGGCGAGUCCCUGUCCUUCUCAGUGGAGGCCAUUUUGAAAAGACCCGCCAUGAGUCGAGCGUUUCAUUGAAAGACAAAUACACCCAAUUUUCUUUUAGAAAAAAAACUUUAGAUCCCAGACAAAUCAGCUCAAUCAACCUCCGUCGCUCGGAUUACUACUUUCCUGUCUGCCAAGGUUUUGGCGCCAACCUGUGGCAAUUUUGCACAUUCUGGAAAAAUGCAAAUGGAUGACUGAGAAUCGCAAACUCAAGAGUCGGCGGGGGUUCUCUGUAUGUAAAUAUGGUUUUUGGGUCCAAAAAGAACACUUUCUGGUUUUGUACAGUGUAUUAUAUAUUGUUUCCGCUUGUGCAUGUGAAAAAAAAAAAGUCAAAAGUAUUUAAACAAGUUGCUCAUGUCAAUAAACUUUGUAAGACUUU